Molecule: messenger RNA, 509 nt
Organism: Lobosporangium transversale
Lineage: Eukaryota; Fungi; Mortierellomycota; Mortierellomycetes; Mortierellales; Mortierellaceae
Exons: 2
Coding region: 76-357 (93 amino acids)
Source: RefSeq, a predicted model, not a curated record
CUUUCCUUUUCCUUAUCCUCAAGUACCUUACAACACUAAAAAAGCUACUUUACUAUCCACCAUCCAUUCCACAUCAUGAAGUUCUCAAUCGCCGCCGCCCUUUCCGUAGUUGCUGCCGCCUUGGUCAUGUCCGCCGAAGCUGGCCCAAUCAAGAUCCCAAUCGGUGACUCGGUUGAGGAAGCCAGCAUUGGUUGCAGACUGACAAACAGCUGCCCUGCUAAUGUCAAGGAAGCCGACUCGGUUGAGGAAGCCAGCAUUGGUUGCAGACUGACAAACAGCUGCCCUGCUAAUGUCAAGGAAGCCGACUCGGUUGAGGAAGCCAGCAUUGGUUGCAGAUUGACAAACAGCUGCCCUUAAGAUUAAGGUCAAGAAAGCCAACCUUGAAAUAAACUCAGAGAUGAUACUGGCUAUGUACAGGGAUAACUUAAAUCCACAAGUGAUCGGUAUGAUGGAGCUCCUUUGAUUCUAUAGAAAAUAAGACCAGAAAUAAAGCUUAAAAUAUUAUGAAC